CACUCGCUCAGCAAUCUCACGUGCAAACUCUGUAGACAAUGUUUUGAGAAAGAAAGCAAGAAAAAAGACUCUCCUUUUUUUCUCUCCUCUUCUCUAUAAAUGAGUGUGGUUUCAGCUGGUUCUUAUACUUAUAUAUAUGUGAUCCAAAAAAAAAACUCUUUAACUUUUCGAUCAUCAUCAUCAUUCUUCACUUAUAAUUCCCUUUUCAAGUAAACUUUAAUUUAUUCUUCUCUACAUCAUCAUCAUCGGAGAGAGAAAAGAUGGCGUUAGAAGUGUUUCCACAAGAACUUUUUGGGUAUGGGUUUAAAGAUUUAUAUAAUUUGUUAGGUGGUGGAGGAGGAGGAGGAAAUAGUAAUUUUCUUAGUUAUGAUUAUGGUGUUGAAGAAGAUAGUAAACAAGAAGUUAUCGUCAGUGGUAGUGGUGGAGGUGGUGGUGGUGGUGGUGAAAUCAUUAAUCAUCAUCAUAAUAAACAAGAAGCAGCAGAUACUAAUUGGGAUAUCUCAUCAUCAAGCAGUUUGGUGAGAAAUGUCAAGGAAUUACAAGAAACAAAUUCAUCAUCAGAGAUUGUGAAUGGAGAUGGUAGUUUUUUAGGGUUUUCUUCACAACAAAUUAGUGAAGAUCCAGUUAGUAUUUCUACUGCUGCUGCUGCUACUACUGAUUCAUCAGCAUCUGGCCGUAGGAAGAGAAGAAGAGCAAAGAGUAAUAAAAACAAGGAAGAAGUUGAGAAUCAAAGAAUGACACACAUUGCUGUUGAACGUAACAGGCGUCGACAAAUGAAUGAAUAUCUUGCUGUUCUUAGAUCUUUGAUGCCUCCUUCUUAUGUUCAAAGGGGUGAUCAAGCAUCAAUAAUAGGGGGUGCAAUAAAUUUUGUGAAGGAAUUAGAGCAACUUCUUCAAUCACUAGAAUCUCAAAAACAAGCAUUCAAGAAAUCGUCAUCAGCAUCUGCAUCCCCAUCCCUCGAAGAUGCCAACAACACGAGUAAUGCUGGUGUCACCAUCCCCUUCGCCGACUUCUUUACAUACCCGCAGUACUCUUCCCAUUCAUCCUCAAAUCAAUCCAGCAAUAUCAACUCAGCAGGGAUGGGAGCAAGUAACAGUAGUGAUUCAUUAUCUGAGAAUCAUCCUCGGUACGGUCCUAUUGCGGAUAUUGAAGUAACAAUGGUAGAAAGUCAUGCCAACCUUAAAAUACUUACAAAGAGAAGACCUAAACAGUUGUUGAAAAUGGCAUCAGGGUUUCAAACCUUAAGACUUAGUAUCCUUCAUCUCAAUGUUACUACAACUGUUGAUCAAUUGGUUCUCUACUCUCUUAGUGUCAAGGUUGAAGAAGAUUGUCAACUGACAUCAGUAGAUGAAAUUGCUACCGCUGUUUAUCAAAUGCUAGGAACGAUUCAAGAUGAAACUUGCAGACUGAGUUGAUGGAUGGAUUAAUAAUAACCCCGAUUUGGAUUAUGAAUAUAUAUAAGAGGGUCCUCCCUCAAUCGAUCUGUAUUAGGAAUUUAUUUUAUCUCUAAUUAUUAGAUCUUAGAUAAGUUUUGUACUUAGAAAUCAAUGGCUUCCUUCUCAUAACUGUAUCAUUAUGUUGAAAACUAUCUUGUAGUUGUAAACGUGUUACCACUACUUGAAAUUCUUGAUGGAAGUUUUUAUUCAGAUUUUUGUUUACAUAAUGAGAUUAUGUCCAUCUUUUUCGUUUA
This is a messenger RNA of Papaver somniferum (opium poppy), 1690 nucleotides long. RefSeq names its product transcription factor bHLH94-like. Gene Ontology annotation, biological process: regulation of transcription by RNA polymerase II. The transcript has 3 exons. Gene Ontology annotation, molecular function: DNA-binding transcription factor activity, RNA polymerase II-specific; protein dimerization activity; RNA polymerase II cis-regulatory region sequence-specific DNA binding. The record is from RefSeq and is a predicted model, not a curated record. Bases 261 to 1415 code for a protein of 384 amino acids. NCBI's taxonomy places the organism in Eukaryota, Viridiplantae, Streptophyta, Magnoliopsida, Ranunculales, Papaveraceae.